Choloepus didactylus (southern two-toed sloth) is the source of this 1989-nucleotide messenger RNA. RefSeq names its product chymotrypsin like (gene CTRL). Gene Ontology annotation, biological process: proteolysis. NCBI's taxonomy places the organism in Eukaryota, Metazoa, Chordata, Mammalia, Pilosa, Megalonychidae. Gene Ontology annotation, molecular function: serine-type endopeptidase activity. The record is from RefSeq and is a predicted model, not a curated record.
CAUUUUAUUAUGAAAACUUCUCAACAGAGAAGUUGGAAGAAUUGUACAUUGAACACCCGUAUGCUUACCACAGAUUUUACAAUUACUAUUUUGUUACAUUUGCUUUAUCACUUAUCUGCCUAUACACAUCCAUCACUCUAUCCAUCCAUUAACUCAUCCUUUAUUUAUUCUUUUAUUUUUUUAAUUGAUGUGUUCUUUAAUCAUCAAAGCCUUCAGACACUCCUGGAACAAGGCCCUACAACUCACCCAUUGCAACUUUCCACUCAGGGGCAUCCUCAUCCUGGAGCUCAAAAGCGGACAGGCUUUAGAUGCCAGGGGAUUGUUCAUAGGCGUCCUGAAGCCUGGAGGCUGUCAGGGAUUUGUUGGAAGUCACCCUUCCACCCGUGACCCCAGUCCAGGGACUACAAGUCACUGAGGGCUCACUCCAUGCUCCUCUGUGUGCCAGGCCCCUUGCAAGCAUCAUCUCACCAAGGUGUGGACUUCAGAGUCAGAGAGAUGAGGGUUUGGGUCCAGCCCCACCAUGUGUUGGUGGGCGAGCCAUGAUUUCUGAACAAACCUCUCCAGUUUCACAGGGUGGAAUCACUGAGAUGAUUUGCAACUUGCCCGAACCUCCCUUCCAGCUACAUGGCCCUGGCCCUCCACAGCAGAGCUGGCCACACGCUGGACAUGCCCUCCUCCAGUCAGGAACACCCACUGAGUGCUGAGCAGGCUUCUCUGAGAGUCUACCUGGAAGCCCUGAGAGACCCUUUCCCUGAGCCCAGCCACCAGGCUGCCACUAUAAAUCCAAUUUAACCAUCUGGCCCUGGUCCCCAGUACUCAAAACUUGGGAUGGGAGGUGGUUCAGGGAGCCAAUCAGAGACCAGGCCUCAGGGGGUGGAGAGGGUGAGAGCCUCACACCUGGGUCCUGUCUGAUAAGCCCAGGCUUCCCUGUGCCUCUGGGUUGGGGAACCUUGGCCUAAAGGCACCCUUUUUCUGACUGGAGAGUGGGAGGGGGCUGAGCACGCACAGUCGGCCUAGCUUCAGGCCCGUGAGUUUGACCCAAGGAGGAGAAGUCUCAUAAAUAGCCAAGCCUGUCUCAACUGCACACCUGCCACAAUGUUGCUACUCAGACUGACUCUUAGCCUGGUCCUCCUCAGCUCCUCCUGGGGUUGCGGUGUUCCUGCCAUCAAACCGGCCCUGAGCUUUACAAAAAGGAUUGUCAACGGGGAGAACUCAGUGCUGGGCUCCUGGCUCUGGCAGGUAUCCCUGCAGGACAGCACCGGCUUCCACUUCUGUGGCGGUUCCCUCAUCAGCCCAUGGUGGGUGGUCACUGCUGCCCAUUGCAAUGUCAGCCCUGGCUGCCACUUUGUCAUCCUGGGCCAGUAUGACCAAUUAUCCAGUGCCGAGCCCGUGCAAGUUCUGUCCAUCUCAUGGGCCAUCACGCACCCUUACUGGAACCCUGUCACCUUCAAUAACGACCUGACGCUUCUGAAGCUGGCCUCACCGGCCCAGUAAACAGCACACAUUUCACCAGUUUGCCUGGCUGCCCCUAACGAGGCGCUGCCAGCAGGCCUCACAUGUGCCACCACCGGCUGGGGCCGCCUCAGUGGUGUGGGCAAUGUGACACCAGCCCGCCUGCAGCAGGUGGCUCUGCCCCUGGUCACUGUGAGUCAGUGCCAGCAGUACUGGGGCUCAGGCAUCACUGACUCCAUGAUCUGCGCAGGUGGUUCAGGUGCCUCCUCAUGCCAGGGUGACUCUGGAGGCCCCCUAGUCUGCCAGAAGGGAACCACAUGGGUGCAUGGUAUUGUCUCCUGGGGCACUUCCAACUGUGACGUAUAUACACUGGCCAUGUACACUCAGGUUAGCAAGUUCAGCACCUGGAUCAACCAAGUGAUAGCCUACAACUGAGCCCGUGACAAGCCUCCCCAUCUCAAUCCAAUAAAGAUACCAGGCUCUAUCCUCGUGUGUAUUCUUGUCUGUCCCACUCCCCACGUGGACCUGGUCUUCUGG